Siniperca chuatsi (mandarin fish) is the source of this 3685-nucleotide messenger RNA. It is a transcript of the gene cyria, whose product is annotated as family with sequence similarity 49 member A. The record is from RefSeq and is a predicted model, not a curated record. Gene Ontology annotation, molecular function: small GTPase binding. Gene Ontology annotation, biological process: regulation of actin filament polymerization. Lineage: Eukaryota; Metazoa; Chordata; Actinopteri; Centrarchiformes; Sinipercidae. The transcript has 12 exons. Bases 153 to 1124 code for a protein of 323 amino acids.
GAGCUGCCAGGGUCGGUGAAAGUACUGCUCAGACCAAGACUUCGGUUCAUAACAUCCUACAAAGUACUACCCCAAGAGACAUAUAGAGACAAAGAGAAAGCGGAUGAUAUAGACAGCAACCCGAGGUCCUCCACCAGAGAAGGUUUGCUGGAAUGGGUAACCUGCUAAAAGUCCUAACAAGGGAAAUAGAGAACUAUCCACACUUUUUCCUGGACUUUGAAAAUGCACAGCCGACAGAAGGAGAGCGUGAGGUGUGGAACCAGGUGAACUCAGUCCUCCAGGACUCUGAGAGCAUCCUGUCUGGCCUGCAGGCGUACAAAGGAGCCGGCCAGGAGAUCAGAGAUGCAAUUCAAAACCCCAACGACUUCAUGCUGCAGGAGCGAGCCUGGAACUCGGUCUGCCCGCUGGUCAUCAAACUCAAGAAGUUCUACAGUUUCUCUCUCAGACUAGAGGAGGCUCUGCAGAGUUUGUUGGAGUGCCUGACAUGUCCGUCCUUCACACCCACUCAACACCUAGAGAGGGAGCAGGCGCUGGCUAAACAGUUUGCUGAGAUCCUCCACUUCACUCUGCGCUUUGAUGAGCUAAAGAUGAGAAUUCCUGCCAUCCAGAAUGACUUCAGCUACUACAGAAGAACCAUCAGUCGAAACCGGAUAAACAAUAUGAAUUUAGACAUUGAGAAUGAAGUCAACAAUGAGAUGGCCAACAGGAUGUCUCUGUUCUACGCCGAAGCCACACCCAUGCUGAAAACACUCAGCAACGCAACCACAAACUUUGUGACAGAGAACAAGACUCUUCCACUGGAGAACACAACAGACUGUCUCAGCACCAUGGCCAGCGUCUGUAAAGUCAUGCUGGAGACACCGGAAUAUUCGAGUCGUUUCAGCAGCGAGGACACGCUCUUGUUUUGCAUGAGGGUCAUGGUCGGAGUCAUCAUUCUUUAUGACCAUGUCCACCCCAACGGCGCCUUCAACAAGUCCUCAAAGAUAGAUAUGAAAGGCUGCAUAAAAGUCCUGAAGGACCAGCCGGCAGACAACGUAGAAGGCCUCCUGAAUGCCCUCAAAUUCACCACAAAACACCUGAACGACGAGUCCACUCCGAAGAACAUCCGGACGAUGCUCCAGUAAUGUUUGUUCUUUUUUUUUUAUAUAUAUAAAUAGAUAUGAAGAGGAUCAAUGCUCUGACCUCAAAUAAGAUGUAUAUGUUUACAUUAUUUAAAAAAAGACACGAUGUUAAUACUUGUGUGUAUUUGCAUAGUCAUUCCCUCAAAGCUAUUGAAACCUGCAGAACAUGUACCUUCUACUUUGCAAAAAAAAAUCUGAAGGCAUCACAUGAAUUGCCUCUACUGAUAACAGCUGUCAAAGCACAAAUGAUGGAUACCUAUCAGCCUUAUAUAACUAACAAGCAGCACUUGGAAAUAAAUGAACAAGGCAGCAUAAACAUGUCCUUUAACAAAUCUUUUCAAUCUUUUAUGUGACAAUGGAAUUAGUUUAGUGUCCGGGUUUUAGUCAAAUUCAACCUGGUAUUUUGAAGCAAAAUAAAUCUUUUUUUGAAAGAGUGAACAUUUUAAAUUCUGACACUGGUUCUCGUUUAUAUCACAAUGAAAAUUCAACAUGUAUUAAAACAAGUGAAGUUGUUUGUGUUUUCACUUGAUCUACAAAGAAUGAUAUUUAAUGACAAAUAAAUCCAUGAAAUCAAUCAAUGUUGAGAUGGACAUUUUUGUUGCAGUGAAGGGCUAAAUAUUGAAAGCGAAUAAGGGAUUGGUUGGUUUGAUGUACGUAUUACUAAAAGCAUUAGGGUGUUUUCUCUUUUUAUAGUCAGCUGUUGUAUUUGUCUUUCUUUAUUUUCAAACUCAAACCUUGUGCAACUGUUAAAAUAAAUCCACUGUGAACAUAAAACUUACUUUGCACAUCCAGUAAGAUCCAGUAUGUCAAAGUUUGCUUUAACUUAGAGGUUUUGCUGAUUGCGAAGGCCGUGAUAAUGAAACACAAAAUCAAAUCAACCCACCAAAUGUUUUAAUUGUUUUGUAGCAAUGCUCUGAAUGAUAGUUGUGUGUUUUGCCAUGUUUUAAGUGACUUUUUUUUUUUUUUUUGGUUGCUUUUGUAUUAAACAGAAAAUGCAUUUCUCUAAAAGAAAAGCCAAAAAUCUUUAAUUCUGAAUAAAUAAUGUGUGCUUCUUAACCGAACAAGUUAUUAAAAAGAAAGCUUUUUAAAAAAUCUUUCCUUAAAAGUUUCCAUUCUUUAAAAAAAAAAAAAAAAAAAUCUGUUUAACCCUCUGGAUCUAUUUCCAGAUGGGUUAAAGGAAUAAUUCGCCUGUCUCCUAUGGCGAGACCAAUGUGACCAGGUAAUUUUUUAAAUAUGAAUUUCUGAUAUAGUUUAAACAUGACAUGUAGACAUGUUUAAAACCACAUUUGAGUUUAUGAAGCCCCUGUAAACUCUGUUUAUUGCCUUCUAUACAUCAAACUACGCCCAGGAUCAUUUCAGAGCCUGAGAAAUGGCAGUUAAAUUGGACUGCUGAAGUAAGAGUUAAUAACUUUCAAAACUUAGUCUGUUUUCCUUCUCCUUUUGUGAGUAUGAUCAGUGUCACUGAUCAUAGCCAAUAUGGGAAUCUACUGUGUAUUACUGAUAUCCUCGCUCAUUCAUACUAACGUUACAACGUGGGUGUUCCUGAUUGUUGUUCAUUUCCUCAGUGUUCAACUGCAGCUCCUAACAUACUCAAACUAACCUGCUCACGAGGUUGGACAAUCUCAUCAUCAGAGACUGUUGUACAGUGCUUUAAGUUCAAUUAUGGUUAAUUUUUACUGUAAUCUCUGAAGGCUAAUGGAUAAGAUUGUGUGUGUGUAUUAAAAGAUGCAACUAAUAAAUAGAUCAGUUGUUAAGACACAUUUUAUUUUUGGUAAAACUGUUGUAAAACCUUCUACUUCCACUUUUCCAGAGGAAUAACUGAGCAGAUUUCUGCAUCUAACAUAUUACAAUAAUAACUUUCUGACUUGCCCACACCAUACCAUCAUCACCCCGGUGAUCUUACAAUAUGGAAAUGUCUGUGGCUUAUCAUGGAGCACAACAUUGCCUUAAAGACUUCACUUGUGAAACCUGUUAAGACAAUAUUUUUAUUUUUAAUCCACCACACGGAAUUACUUUUAUUUAAUUUCAUCCAUAAGCCAUAUAUAUAUAUAUAUAUAUAUACUGAAGCAUACAUAUUAACACGUUAACAUUAAGUUAAUUAACAUGUCAGGUAUCUACCAAUCAUUAAGUCUGUUGUUUAUUUUUUUUUUUUUAUCCUCUUGUAUUUAGUAAUAUAUAUGUGUGAGCCAUACUUUGAAUGCAAUGUUUUAUAUGCAAUGAGUGAAAACUACAUGGACGAGACUUGGAGUGAGGUGUACGUAUGAUACUGAUAUUUCAUAUCUGACUGAAGUGGCUUUAAAAAAAAAAAUUUAAAAAUCACAUCUUCUGUCAUGAUUGAUGUACACAAAGCUUCCCUCUUUGCCCAAGAUAUGCUACUGUGUGUUGAACGCAAGAUGUUUUUGAAUGCUGAGACAAAAUCAGUUUUGGUUUUUUUUGUCUUAAACUGACAGUUAUUGUUUAAUGUUUUUGGAGUUCAGACUCACUGUUUAUAUAAAUUGCUUUGGCUUGGUAUUGCAUAUUGAAUGGGAUGUGUGGAUUGGAUAAUAAAGGUGGUACAUUUCUUA